This is a messenger RNA of Lotus japonicus, 3232 nucleotides long. Its product is annotated as eukaryotic translation initiation factor 3 subunit C-like. The transcript is spliced from 4 exons. Gene Ontology annotation, molecular function: RNA binding; translation initiation factor activity; translation initiation factor binding. The coding region runs from base 177 to 2996 and encodes 939 amino acids. Gene Ontology annotation, cellular component: eukaryotic translation initiation factor 3 complex. NCBI's taxonomy places the organism in Eukaryota, Viridiplantae, Streptophyta, Magnoliopsida, Fabales, Fabaceae. The record is from RefSeq and is a predicted model, not a curated record. Gene Ontology annotation, biological process: translational initiation.
ACGCACGCACGCUCGCUCGCUAAUCAGGUUAUUUUAUCCACCAAUCAAAUCAAGCGACUGUUACAUUAGGGUUUGCCUCUCCAACUGCAACUGCGUGACAAUCAAUCAAUCCACCGAUCAAACCCUAGUUGCUUCGGAAACGAUUAUUGACUCUUUUUCUCAACUUUUGACCAACAAUGGCUUCGAGAUUUUGGACUCAGGGUGGUAGUGAUUCCGAGGAGGAGGAGAGUGAUCGCGAUGAGGAGGUUGAAACUGUGGCGGUUGAAUCCGCCGGUCAAGAUGUUAGUAACAGUAACAAGUAUUAUGCGGAGAAUGAGGGUAACAGUGAUGACUCUGAUGAUGAUCAAAAGCGCGUUGUCAGGUCGGCCAAAGAUAAGCGUUUUGAGGAGAUGGCGGCCACUGUCGACCAGAUGAAGAAUGCUGUCAAAAUUAAUGACUGGGUGAGUCUGCAAGAGAGCUUUGACAAGAUUAACAAGCAGCUUGAGAAGGUCAUGCGUGUCACCGGGUCUGACAAGGCUCCCAGGAUUUACAUCAAGGCUCUUGUGAUGCUGGAGGAUUUCUUGGCUGAGGCUUUGGCGAAUAAGGAUGCCAAGAAGAAGAUGAGUAGUAGCAAUGCCAAAGCCUUGAACGCUAUGAAGCAGAAGUUGAAGAAGAAUAAUAAGCAGUAUGAGGAACUGAUUACCAAGUGCAGGGAGAAUCCCGAGAUUGACGAGGAAAAAGAGGAAGAGGAGUCGGAUGAAGAGUAUGAAACUGAUGAUGAGAUUAUCGACCCCGAGCAGCUUAAGAAGCAGCCCGUGCAUUCGGAUUCGGAAGCCUCUCAAUAUGAGGAUGAUAAGCAAGAUGAUGGAGAAGGACCUUGGGACCAAAAGCUUAGCAAGAGAGACAGGCUUAUGGAUAGACAGUUCAUGAAAGACCCUAGCGAGAUCACCUGGGACACUGUUAACAAGAAGUUCAAAGAGGUUGUGGCGGCUAGAGGCAAGAAGGGUACCGGAAGGUUUGAACAGGUUGAGCAGCUCACCUUCUUGACUAAAGUUGCUAAAACACCUGCACAGAAGCUGGAAAUUCUUUUCAGUGUGGUCUCUGCUCAGUUUGAUGUUAAGCCAGGCCUCAAUGGGCAUAUGCCCAUAAAUGUGUGGAAGAAAUGUGUACAGAAUAUGCUGAUCAUUCUGGAUGUUCUAGUGCAGUACCCAAACAUAAAGGUUGAUGAUUCAGUGGAACCAGAUGAGAAUGAAACUAUGAAAGGGUCUGACUAUGAUGGAUCUAUUCGAGUUUGGGGUAACUUAGUUGCCUUCUUAGAAAAAAUAGAUGCUGAGUUUUUCAAGAGCCUGCAAUGCAUAGAUCCUCACACACGUGAGUAUGUUGAGAGACUUAGGGAUGAGCCUGUGUUUUCGGUUCUUGCUCAGAAUGUCCAGGAAUAUCUUGAAAUGACUGGCGACUUUAAAGCUGCUUCUAAGGUAGCCUUGAGGAGGGUUGAACUCAUCUACUACAAACCACAAGAGGUUUAUGAUGCCAUGAGAAAAUUGGCUGAGCUGACAGAAGAUGGAGAUAAUGGAGGGGAGGAGUCAAAAGGUUUUGAGGAAACAAGAAUUCCUACUGCAUUUGUUGCUACUCCAGAGCUUGUGGCCCGAAAACCCACAUUCCCUGAGGAUAGUAGGACUCUGAUGGAUGCAUUAGUCUCACUGAUAUACAGAUAUGGAGAGGAGCGCACCAAAGCACGUGCAAUGCUUUGUGAUAUAUAUCACCAUGCUCUUCGUGAUGAGUUCUCAAUAGCCCGUGAUCUACUGCUUAUGAGUCACUUGCAAGAUAACGUUCAGCAUAUGGACAUCUCUACACAGAUACUUUUUAACAGAGCUAUGUCACAAUUAGGUCUCUGUGCUUUUCGUGUUGGACUGAUUUCUGAAGCACAUGGUUGCUUGUCUGAACUUUAUUCUGGUGGAAGGGUGAAAGAGUUGCUUGCACAAGGCGUGUCACAAAGUCGUUAUCAUGAGAAGACCCCCGAACAGGAAAGGUUGGAAAGAAGACGUCAAAUGCCAUAUCAUAUGCAUAUAAAUCUUGAGCUUCUGGAGGCAGUUCAUCUUAUAUCUGCUAUGCUGCUAGAAGUUCCCAAUAUAGCAGCCAAUGUUCAUGAUGCAAAGCGCAGGGUCAUCAGUAAGACAUUUCGUCGCUUGCUUGAGGUCAAUGAUAAACAAACAUUUGUUGGUCCACCUGAGAAUGUAAGAGAUCACGUUAUGGCUGCCACAAGGGUUCUUAGUAAAGGAGACUUCCUCAAGGCUUUUGAAAUUAUAGUGUCUCUUGAUGUAUGGAAAUUUGUGAAAAACCGGGACACCGUGCUCGAAAUGCUGAAGGACAAAAUCAAGGAGGAGGCACUUAGGACAUAUUUGUUUACCUUUGCCUCAUCGUAUGAUUCUUUGAGUGUGGACCAACUCACAAAACUUUUUGAUCUCUCUGUUCCUAGAAUUCAUAGCAUUGUCAGUAAGAUGAUGAGCAAUGAGGAGCUUCAUGCAAGCUGGAACCAGCCAACUCGGUGUAUUGUUUUCCAAAACGUUGAGCACUCUAGGCUGCAGGCGUUGACAUUCCAAUUGGUAGAGAAGUUAUCUAUCCUUGCAGAGAGUAAUGAAAGAGCUGCAGAGGCAAGGAUUGGUGGUGGUGGAUUGGAUCUGCCUCAGAGGCGGAGAGAUGGCCAGGACUAUGCUGCUGCUGCAGCUGGUGGUGGCGGUGGAACAGCAGGUGGUAGGUGGCAAGAUUUGUCCCUUUCUCAGCCAAGGCAAGGUGGUGGACGCACAGGAUAUGGUAGUGGUGGUGGAAGGCCAAUGGCAUUCAGUCAGGCAGCUGGUAGUGGCUAUUCUAGGGAUCGAACGGGACGGGGAACUGGCGGUGGCUAUCAGAGUGCAUAUAGCGGCGGUUCAGGGAGGGCUCAUCAUGGGGGUUCAACAUUGAGGGGGCACCAGGGCGAUGUAUCUACUCGCAUGGUUAGCCUUAAGGGAGUUCGUGCUUAAAGAAUUUUAUUUGAGAAAACUCGUAGUUUAAGCUUUCAAUUUUGUACCGUUUUAUUUGUCAGGUACUUCAUCUGAAGUUGCAAUGAUAUUGUUAUGGGGGGUUUUUCCCUUAUUUUGCUAUGUUUUGUCUUUCUUAGGAUUGAACUUUAAGGAGUUAAAUUUAUGUAUGGAUUUAAUUCUUUUCUUGUUGAUUUUUGAUUUGACAGUUAUAUCUUUGGAAUAUGUCCUUUAUGUCA